AUGCCACAGAGGAAAAAAGUCUACAACACUACUUGUACGCGUAAUGAAGGAAAAGAAGCAACAGUUAUUGAAGCAUUUAAAAGAGAGAGAAAAGAAAAGAAAAGUUUCAUCUGGGCUUUCUUCGUUGAUGGUCGAGGAGGUUGGGAGCUAAUCUCUCUCUCGUUUUCUUCCGUUUUCUCCCCCAAGGAAUCCAACCAAAUACGAAGGCAAAAACCAGAUCGCGGGUCGAAAAUGUCGUCUUCAUCGCCGAAGAAGCAAACCCUUUUCCUCUCUUCUCUGAUCAUCCUCUGGUAUUCGUCCAACAUUGGUGUUCUUCUCCUCAACAAGUUCCUCCUCUCCAAUUACGGAUUCAAAUUCCCAAUCUUCCUCACAAUGUGUCACAUGUCCGCUUGCUCGAUCCUCAGCUACGUCUCCAUUGUCUUCCUCAAGCUUGUUCCUCUCCAAUCUCUCAAAUCUCGCUCUCAGUUCCUCAAGGUCUCGACCCUUAGCAUCGUCUUCUGCGGCUCCGUCGUUGGUGGCAACAUCUCCCUCCGUUACCUCCCCGUCUCGUUCAACCAGGCCGUCGGCGCUACGACGCCGUUUUUCACCGCCCUCUUCGCCUAUAUCAUGACCUUCAAGAGAGAAGCUUGGGUCACCUAUGGCGCUCUCGUCCCCGUUGUCGCCGGUGUCGUCGUCGCAAGUGGGGGUGAGCCGAGUUUUCACUGGUUUGGAUUCAUUAUGUGCAUUAGUGCAACGGCAGCAAGGGCCUUCAAAUCGGUCCUUCAGGGCAUCCUUCUUUCUUCUGAAGGGGAAAAAUUGAACUCGAUGAAUUUGUUGUUGUACAUGUCCCCGAUUGCCGUCAUAGCCCUUUUGCCCGUUACGCUUAUUAUGGAGCCUGAUGUGAUCAGUGUAACUCUAUCACUCGGAAGACAGCAUCAGUACAUGUGGGUGCUUCUUCUGCUUAAUUCAGCAAUGGCGUAUUCAGCCAAUUUGUUGAACUUUUUGGUGACCAAGCACACCAGUGCACUUACCCUCCAGGUGCUUGGGAAUGCGAAAGGAGCAGUGGCGGUGGUGAUAUCGAUCCUUCUCUUCCGAAAUCCGGUCACUGUGAUGGGAAUAGGCGGAUACACCAUAACCGUGCUGGGCGUGGUUGCUUACGGAGAGACCAAGCGGAGGUUUAGAUGAUUAAUUCAUAUGUAUGUAUGGCUCUUGGUAGGAACUUUGACUUGGACCUCAAAGUCAAGGCAUUGGUAAUGAUGAUUUUUUUUUUCUUUUGGUGUAAACCCUCGAGAGAGAUGAGAAUUUCUCAAGAGUGAUUUUUGUAUCUACCCUAUAUACAUACGUACAUACAUACAUACAUAUAGAUACGUACGUGCAUCUCUAUGUUUC
Molecule: messenger RNA, 1368 nt
Organism: Tarenaya hassleriana
Lineage: Eukaryota; Viridiplantae; Streptophyta; Magnoliopsida; Brassicales; Cleomaceae
Product: probable sugar phosphate/phosphate translocator At5g04160
Exons: 5
Coding region: 1-1164 (387 amino acids)
Cellular component (GO): Golgi apparatus
Molecular function (GO): antiporter activity
Source: RefSeq, a predicted model, not a curated record